GGCCGUGCGCAGGCAGCCAAUAGGGAGCGGUGUUGUUCGGGGGACGGUGCUGUCAGGACGGGCGGAGGGCAAUGGCGGCGCUAGGCUGCUUUUGGCCCCGGGCUGUUGGCGGCAGAUUUUUACUAUUGAAGCAAGCAGCAGGCUGCUUUUUCCAGCUCCGACCAGCCUCAGUACUCUCAAGUCCCCUGGAGCUCCCUCUCAGAAGCUGCCUCCCCUUGAAGCCCACAGGCCUCGGCCCCAGCCCCGUGUCCUCCUGGAACCACCAGCAGAUCCGCACCAAAGCGCGUGGUAACGAGUACCAGCCCAACAACCGCAAGCGCAAACGAACCCACGGCUGGAUCAAGCGCAUCAGCACCCCGGGUGGCAUCGAGGUCAUCCUGCGGCGCAUGCUGAAGGGCAGGAAGUCUCUGACCCACUGACAGCCCUUCUGGCCAGGUCGACGUGGUGUGGGGCAAGCCUGAAUCAAGCCCUUGGGCUCUGUUAGUGGCUCGUGCCGAGCAAGGCUGUGCAGAGUUGCAAUGACCGCGUGUCCCUCCUGGGUCAGAAGCAUGUGAAGCAUUGCGCUGGCUUGAGCAUGGUCUCUCGAGGGCUUUGUUUAAUGGCUCUUCUUAAACUGUAAAAUUAUUGUUUGGUUCAAAAAUAAACUUAGGAAAACACGAGGUGUAAAUAAAGCCCAGUGACUCGCCUUGAA
This is a messenger RNA of Falco peregrinus (peregrine falcon), 691 nucleotides long. It is a transcript of the gene MRPL34, whose product is annotated as mitochondrial ribosomal protein L34. Gene Ontology annotation, biological process: translation. Bases 72 to 419 code for a protein of 115 amino acids. The record is from RefSeq and is a predicted model, not a curated record. The transcript has 2 exons. NCBI's taxonomy places the organism in Eukaryota, Metazoa, Chordata, Aves, Falconiformes, Falconidae. Gene Ontology annotation, cellular component: ribosome; mitochondrial large ribosomal subunit. Gene Ontology annotation, molecular function: structural constituent of ribosome.